This is a messenger RNA of Saccharomyces cerevisiae S288C, 705 nucleotides long. It is a transcript of the gene YER010C, whose product is annotated as bifunctional 4-hydroxy-4-methyl-2-oxoglutarate aldolase/oxaloacetate decarboxylase. Bases 1 to 705 code for a protein of 234 amino acids. Lineage: Eukaryota; Fungi; Ascomycota; Saccharomycetes; Saccharomycetales; Saccharomycetaceae. The transcript has a single exon. Gene Ontology annotation, molecular function: oxaloacetate decarboxylase activity; 4-hydroxy-4-methyl-2-oxoglutarate aldolase activity. The record is from RefSeq and is marked reviewed.
AUGUCAGAUCUUCAAAAGUUACAGAGGUUCUCAACCUGUGAUAUUUCGGACGGAUUGUUGAAUGUUUAUAACAUUCCAACGGGUGGUUAUUUCCCUAAUCUAACAGCAAUUUCUCCACCGCAAAAUAGCUCCAUAGUAGGCACUGCAUACACAGUACUGUUUGCACCCAUUGAUGAUCCAAGACCUGCCGUGAACUAUAUAGACUCUGUCCCUCCCAACUCAAUACUCGUCCUCGCACUGGAGCCCCAUUUGCAAAGUCAGUUCCACCCAUUUAUUAAAAUUACGCAAGCGAUGUACGGGGGGCUGAUGAGUACCAGAGCACAAUAUUUGAAAUCGAAUGGGACAGUAGUCUUUGGACGCAUAAGAGAUGUGGAUGAACACCGGACUUUAAACCAUCCCGUUUUUGCUUACGGUGUUGGAUCUUGCGCUCCAAAGGCUGUCGUUAAAGCCGUAGGCACUAACGUACAGUUGAAAAUCUUAACGAGUGAUGGCGUAACCCAAACAAUAUGUCCUGGUGAUUAUAUUGCAGGUGACAAUAAUGGAAUAGUACGCAUUCCUGUUCAAGAGACUGACAUUUCAAAAUUAGUUACCUAUAUCGAAAAGUCAAUUGAAGUGGAUUUACUUGUCUCUGAAGAUAUUAAGAAUGGUAUUCCCGCCAAACAAGCUCAAAAUGAUCGAAGAUCAGUAUUAAAGAAAUACAUUUAA